GUAUGUGGACAUUUAUUUGGAUCACAUAACCUGUCAAACCAAGUGUCAGACUCGUAUACAAAUAAAUCAAUGCUAGAAACUUUUCUCAGAACUAACAAAAGACUGGUGUUGUCAAAGUGUAAGACAAUUUAUUUAUGGUACAAAUACAUUUUUAGCAGUGUUCAAUAAUUUGAACCACCUUUUGUAAACAUUUAAAGCAAUUCCAAGCUAAAGUGAAUUUUUAUUUCUGUGUACAUAUUAUUUAAAACUAAAAGUAGGCCUAAUGUUUUUACCGGCAAAGAAAAGUUACGUAGUUUUAUGGCCACUGAACGUUCGUCUGCAUUUAAACAGCAAUUUGUAUACGAUUAUAGGUUGUUUACGCAUGACCUGAAAUAUAAACCUUUACCGUGUGAAAGUUUCUAAACUGGCCGCGGAGGAUAAUUGCACAUCUGCAAGUAGCGCCUCAGUUUGAGCUGUGCAAGCGCGUGACGCAUUCCGUGGACAUUGAGAAUUCUACUUUUGUCUCUUGUAAGCUCAAGAAGCAUCCAAUGAAUGCGGUGGCUCCGCCCGACGUCAGGUGCAUCUCUCCGAGAGAGAGAGAGAGAGAGAGAGAGAGAACACUAAAUAUGCGCUCGAUGUCCUCAGUCAAUCACUUCAUCUCACUCUCAAGACUAGCCUACAAGACACUCCGCAACUGAAUUUACUCAUUUUUACUCACCUGGACGGAUAUUUAUCAUGGAUUUGGUCUGAAUCAGCUUGUUUCUAACAGGAUCUGACCGCAACAGUUGACAGGAUGAGUUGGGGAGCACUUUAUGCCCAGCUGGGAGGAGUGAAUAAACACUCCACCAGCUUGGGAAAGAUCUGGCUGUCUGUCCUCUUCAUCUUCCGCAUUAGCAUCCUUGUAAUAGCAGCCGAGACGGUCUGGGGAGAUGAGCAGUCCGACUUCACCUGUAACACACAACAGCCCGGCUGCAAAAACGUCUGCUACGACCACUUCUUUCCAGUCUCGCAUAUCCGUUUCUGGUGCCUCCAGCUCAUCUUCGUGUCUACGCCGGCUUUGCUGGUGGCUAUGCAUGUGGCGUACCGCAAACGCAACGUAAAGAAAGGCAUUUUGGCAAACCGUGCUGGCAGUGCCAAAGGGGAUGACCUGGAGAGCCUGAAGAAGAGGCGUCUUCCCAUCACUGGGCCGCUGUGGUGGACCUACACUUCAAGCCUGUUCUUCCGGCUCCUUUUCGAGGCCGGAUUCAUGUACGCAUUGUAUUAUGUCUACGAUGGGUUUCAGAUGGCACGUCUUGUGAAGUGUGAGCAGUGGCCCUGUCCCAAUAAAGUUGACUGCUUUAUCUCACGGCCAACAGAGAAGACGGUCUUCACCAUUUUCAUGGUGGGAUCUUCUGCCAUCUGCAUUGUGCUCAAUGUGGCUGAACUGAGCUACUUGAUUGUCAAGGCAUUGCUGAGGUGCUCGGCCAGAACCAAGAGGAGGCGCGCCUUUGUACACCAAGAUAAAAUGUCCACAGAAAAGGCGCUCUUACAGAACGAAAAGAACACAAAGUUGCUGUCAUCCUCUUCAGACUCCUCGACCAAUAAGACUCUUUAAGAUUAUCCCUACAUCAAGUGACUCAAUUCCAUCAUGCAUGAGAAUAGGCAUGUUACAGUGUUUUAACAGUAUGUGAUUUGUUGUUGGUUUCUGACAAGUUAGCCUGAGAGCAUGGUCAAGCAUGGUUCAUUUAAAAGCUGACAUUUGUACCCUACACAAAAUACAAUUAAGGAGUACACUGCAUUGACUGCAAAAAUGUUGGGGUUGUUGAAUUUUAUUUUCCACAUUGCUCUGUAGCCUCAGUACUCUAAUAAUGGCAUUAGAAAAGCCCAAGAGUGACUCCUAGUGGUCAAACAACAUAAAUUAAGUUCAGUGACCUUUGCACAAAAUUGAGUGUCCUGUUUGUGAGGGAUCAUUCACUUUGUAUUGCACAUGCUUCUCUUUAUUUAGACUUUUACAUGAUUGAAUUUUGCUUUGUUUACUUGUUAUUAUUAUUAUUUUAAUAAAACCCACCCAUCAGCAGUUUUAGACUGGUGGUAGCUAGCUAUAAUGUAGAGAACUGAGGGGGGCUUAUGUUUUUAUUAGUAUUUUAUUAUUAUUAUUAUUAUUAUUAUUAUUAUUUUUUGCAUAUCCUUGCAUUGAAAUACCCAGUAGGAGUCAUAUCAACUUACAGCAGUGACUUAUUAUUUAAGUUGAGACCAAAUAAACUGUAGUCGCGUGCAUGACAAUGUUUCCUAGGCUAGUCGCGCGCCACGUACUCUGUGACACAUUUCAGUCAGUCUACCCGUUGACAGGUGAGAGCGCUGACUCUGAGCGCGCACCUAGAUUCGCGCUUCGUCGACUGUCAUGUUAUAAUCUUACAUUUAGUUUUUCUCCCCUGAGUAGGACUACAAGUCAGCGGUGAACAGUUUUGUUUUUAAUGCUGUGAUUUAACCGCUGGAAUAGUUUCCACAGCUAGGUUUAUUGAUGGAAUCUUCUGCUGUUUACCCAAGCUGAAAUAGCCUACUUUUUAUUGGUGUCAAACAAAUACGUUUCUUCGUAAUUUUGGCUAAAAACUUAACUUUUAUAAGAAUAUCUUAAUAAAAAAAA
Molecule: messenger RNA, 2602 nt
Organism: Pimephales promelas (fathead minnow)
Lineage: Eukaryota; Metazoa; Chordata; Actinopteri; Cypriniformes; Leuciscidae
Gene: gjb8
Product: gap junction protein beta 8
Biological process (GO): gap junction-mediated intercellular transport; cell-cell signaling
Cellular component (GO): connexin complex
Molecular function (GO): gap junction channel activity
Source: RefSeq, a predicted model, not a curated record